Messenger RNA from Suillus subalutaceus, 1327 nucleotides. RefSeq lists its product as uncharacterized. The record is from RefSeq and is a predicted model, not a curated record. Gene Ontology annotation, biological process: purine nucleobase catabolic process; urate catabolic process. NCBI's taxonomy places the organism in Eukaryota, Fungi, Basidiomycota, Agaricomycetes, Boletales, Suillaceae. Bases 93 to 1034 code for a protein of 313 amino acids. Gene Ontology annotation, cellular component: peroxisome. Gene Ontology annotation, molecular function: urate oxidase activity. The transcript is spliced from 7 exons.
GUCUCCCUUAAUACUAAGCUAUAAACGGAAUUCGAGGUCGAACUUCUGUUGGAAGACCAGCUGAAACUGCGAGCUUAGCACCGUUGUCGAUUAUGUCUGAAUCAGUUCUAACCAGCGCUCGAUACGGCAAAGACCUCAUUCGCGUCUUUCGUGUUGUUCGGGAUGCCGAGUUUCAUCAAGUUGUGGAAUACAAUGUGACAGUACACGUAGAAGGCGAUAUCGAGACCAGCUACACAAUUGCAGACAACUCCGUUGUUGUCGCAACCGACUCUAGUAUGUACAUUAUCUCGCCAAGACUUCAUCCCCACAUCCUCAGCCCGGAACGGUUUGCAUUGCAUGUGGGAACUCAUAUCGUCUCCAAGUAUGCGCACAUACACCGUGCAUUCGUGACCUUGGAGAAGUUGCGUUGGUCUCGCAUCGCCUUAAGUGAAAAUGACCAUCCGCACCCACAUUCGUUCGUUAGGGACGGGAAUGACAGACAGACGGUCGAGGUCGAGGUCGAUGCCUCUGCUGGCAAGGACAAGCUCUCAGCUAAAGUAACUUCGGGGAUUACCGAUCUCUUGGUGCUCAAGUCGGGUGGUUCUGCGUUUCACGGAUACAUUCAUGACGAGUACACCACGCUGCCGCAAGUGGACGAUCGUGUUUUGUCAACCUCCGUGGACCUGAACUAUACCUUUGCGCCCUUAUCGCUCAGCUCUCCCACUGAUGACAAGAAACUGGACUUCACCGUCCCAAAGGGCUUCGCACUCGGUGGCGUUUGGGACGCGGUUAAUGUUGCGACGCGGGCGAGAAAUGCCACGCUUGAUAUAUUUGCCCUGGACGCCAGCGCUAGUGUGCAAGCAACGUUGUUUAAGAUGGGGCAACGCGUCAUCGCGGAAAACUCGGGCGUUGAGUCCGUCACGUACAAGCUGCCAAACAAGCACUAUAUCCCAGUUGAUAUGAAGUAUAUCGGGUUGGAUAAUACUACACCGUUGAGUAUCAUUCGAUUUUUUCCUUCAGCCGGGUUGAUCUCCGCCACGAUCUCGCGCAAAUAGGUGACAACAAAUGGCGUCACACGCUAAAUUGCCAGCAUUGUCUUGACGACGGGAAGAGGAAUUUGUUCAAGUUUUGGAUAUUGUAUUUUGAAGAUGUGGAGAGAGGAUGAGGGAUAAAGGGGAUGAGGAAGAAGGUAGAGAUGAUUAGGAUGAACUGACUUUCGGUGAAUGUGUAUGACAGUUAGGGGAGAUAUCAUCGUAUGUAAAGAUAAUUUGAUAUUAAGUAAGAAAGCAGUGUCUGCCGAUAAGGUAUAUAUGACAUCAUAGACGGCCGACGCCGAAGGUUAUAGAUC